CCACCACACUCUUAACUCGCACAGCACACACACACACUUAUUUGCCGCUUCUGUUACAACGUCGCCGUCGCUGUCGCUGUGUUUUCAUUUCUUUCCGCCGCAACAGUCGCUGUCAAAACGAAUUCGAACUCGUGAGUGAACGGUUGUGUUGAACGGAAAGAAAUCAAAGAAGCAACAAGAAGCAGAAGCACAAGAAGAAGAGGAAGAAGUUUAAAGAGGAGCAGCCAAGUGUAAUACGCAAAAGCAAAUAAAACUGCAACUUUUUUUGUUUUGUUGUUUUCUCAUCUUAAACUUGUAAAAAGAGUUUGUGUGUGCGUGUCUCUAAACCGGUUGUUAAAUGCGCGCUGCAACUAAAACAAUAAAAUCAACAACAAAAACAACAUUAACAACAACAACAAUUGCAGCAGCUGAGCAACAACGACAGCUUUCCUGAUCCAGGGACAACAAUAACAAAGAGACAGAGACAACGAAAGAAAGAGAGAGUACAAUCUCCAUACUUAACCGCUAAUUUGGCAACAAAAGAAAAAUGGCAUUCUGCAUUGUAAGCCGUUCUCUUUUGCGCACUUCAAGAGAAAUCCUGGAGCGCAACAUGGGCGUAACGGUGGGCGCACUGCAACAACAGCACCAACAACAGCAGCAGCUGUCCCUUUCCACCUUGCCGCAUUCAACGGGCGAUUACAACAAUACUCGACUGUUAAAUUCAAAUUGGCAUUUAAUGUCCGGCCGCACAGGCGUGCUUCAAGCAGUGCGCCAAUAUUCGAAGAAAACGGCGGGAACAGCCACAUUGCGCCGUGAUGAAAGCGACUCGGAUUCGGAUUCGGAUGAUGAAUUUGAGCGACGUCGCCAAAAUGCUAAUGUUAAGCGUAGCGAGCGGGGCGACUCUGAGUUCUGGCGUCGCAAGAUGCGUACACUGCAUCGCAUUAUGGAUGUUAAUCACGACGGUGUCAUCUCAUACGAUGACUUCAAAUUGCUGGCGAAACGUUUCAGCGAUUUGGGACAUUUGUCACCCGAAGUUGCCGCCGAGUUCAGCGAUGUGAUUAAACAGACGUGGGAGGAGCAAUUUGGGGAGAUAACGCCAUAUAAUUUGGUAAAUGCUGAGCAGUUUCUAACCGAUUUGCAUCAUCGACUGAACGAUAAGAAAAUGGCCAAACGCAUUGGACGCUUUCUGCCCUAUUUGUUUAAGGCCGUUGACUUUGAUCAUACCGGCCAUUUGGAUCUCGAACAAUAUAAGCUCUUCUUCCGCUGUCUGGGACUCACCGAGGAGGAUGCUGCUAUUUCAUUCGCUGUGAUAGACAAGAAUGGCGAUGGCCAAUUGUCGCUCAAGGAGUUUGUACAUUUGGGACGUCAAUUCUUUUUAACUGAAGACGAUACCAAAAUAUCGAAAAUGUUCUGGGGACCCUUAAUCGCUGAUCAUUGACGGGUUGCAGUCACUGCUGUAGAUCAAUAUGUUCACGAUGCAAACACUAUUAAGCCAAUGCUACCAAUAACAACAACAACAAACACAACAACAACAACAACAACAACAACAUGGCCAACACGCAAGCAAUACAAGAGCAACAGUUGGCCGUAUCUACAGCAUGUGGCGCCGCAUAAAUCGGGACCAUUUACAAGACAAAUGACCAUUGACAGUAACAACA
This is a messenger RNA of Drosophila innubila, 1637 nucleotides long. It is a transcript of the gene CBP, whose product is annotated as sarcoplasmic calcium-binding protein. The transcript is spliced from 4 exons. Bases 527 to 1417 code for a protein of 296 amino acids. Gene Ontology annotation, molecular function: calcium ion binding. The record is from RefSeq and is a predicted model, not a curated record. NCBI's taxonomy places the organism in Eukaryota, Metazoa, Arthropoda, Insecta, Diptera, Drosophilidae.